UUCUUUACGGCAAACGCUGCAAAUACUUAUGCUGUUGAUGCAUCAAUUACCCAAUCAGUCUCUUCUUGGGCAUGUGCUAAAAACGAAAUUUUUGGCAGAGCAAUUAUUGAGUGUUACGUCGAAGACUGCAGCAGUCCCGGCGGUGCUGUCUCCUCCUACUGUCUCUCCAAUUAUAACAACGCUCUAGCUGCUGGCUACAAGUAUAUUGAUUUAUAUGCCUUUCCUUGCACAGGCUACACUAGCUGCAAAUCACCUACGACACAAGUCAAUGAACUAGUUAACUUUGUAAGUAGCAAUCACAUGGUAGUACAGACCAUCUGGCUUGACUUUGAAAAGUCAUCAGCUUGUACCUCUAACUGGAACCUCGGAUCGGCAGGUAAUAUUGCCUUAGCAAAACAAUUCACAAAUGCUACCAAAGCAACCGGGUUGAACUGGGGUAUCUAUUCAUCAAAUGGUAAUUGGAAGAACCUCUUCGGUAGCGCAGAUGCCAUCGUUGACAGUAGCUUUAAGGUUUGGUACGCGAACUUUGAUAAUCAAGACAACUACAAUGAUUGGUCUAGUGGAAACGCUUUUGGUGGGUUCAUAAGCCCUUCUGGAAAGCAAUAUUCUAAUGGAAGUGUCACUUAG
Molecule: messenger RNA, 627 nt
Organism: Dentiscutata erythropus
Lineage: Eukaryota; Fungi; Glomeromycota; Glomeromycetes; Diversisporales; Gigasporaceae
Source: the annotation of a GenBank genome assembly